AUGUCUUUGUUCUCCUGGUUCUUCACUCUGUGGCACUCAUCAGCCUUGUCCCUGCUCCUUGUGGGGCUUGUGGGCAGACCGCUGGGGCUCAGGGUGGGACUGCAGGUGGCUCAGACUGUGACAUGUUCUCAGUGGAGUACACCGAGUGACCAGGGUCUGUUCCAAGAUGGAGAUGUAGUUAUUGGUGGGCUCUUUAAUAUUUAUUAUGAGCCUCCAGCUUUAGAUCAUGACUUCACUCAGCUGCCACGCUACAAAUCCUGCAUUGGUUUGCAAAAUCUUCCAUUACAGUAUGUGUAUGCUAUGGUGUUUGCCCUGGAGGAAAUCAACCAUAGUGCAACACUGCUACCAGGUGUGAAGUUGGGCUACCGUAUUCAUGAUAGCUGUGGCAUUCCCCUGUGGGCUGUGCAGGCAGCACUACUGCAAGUUGGAGGAAACAGCACCAGCUGUGAUCAGCCUGUUCCUUUGAUCAUUGGUGGUGACUCAUCUCUAACGGCCGAAAUACUCAGAAUCCUGGGGCCUCUCUCUGUGCCUUUGAUGAGCUACACAGCUAGCUGCCCCUGUCUUAGUGAUAGGCAUGAAUUUCCUAACUUCUUCAGGACUGUACCCAGUGAUAUCUACCAAGCCUGGGCCAUUGCCCAGCUUGUCAUACACCUCAAUUGGACCUGGAUUGGAGCUGUGGUAGCAAACACUAAUUAUGGCCUAACAGCAAUAAAGAUUUUUCAGGAGGAGAUUCAGGGGGCAGGGGUGUGUCUGGCAUUUGUAGAAACUCUCAACAAGGAAAACAUUGUGAGUGAUGCCAGACGAGCAGCCCUCACAAUUCAGGCCUCAACUGCAAGAGUGAUUCUUAUUGUUGCCUGGUAUACAGAUGUGAGGGAACUGUUUCUGGAACUAGCCAAGAUAAAUGUGACUGACAGACAGUUUCUGGCCAGUGAGGCUUGGAGCACCAGUGGUGAUCUUCUCCAAAGUCUCGUCACAAGUCAAGUGGCAAGUGGUGUUGUUGGUGUUGCCAUUAGAAGUUCAACUAUACCUGGCUUUGAAAAUUAUAUCAGAAGUCUCAACCCAUCUCACCGUCCUGUUGACAAGUUCUUAAGAGAGUUUUGGGAAAAGGUGUUUGGUUGUAGUCCUGGAGCCACACCUUUAUCUUCAAAUGCCUCUUCACCACCUUCUCUUGCAAGCACAUUGCUUCAAGAAGCUUCUCUACCUCUCUGCAAUGGCACUGAGUCCCUAGAGGGAACAGGUUCCCCUCAUUGUGAGCGUUGUCCAUCUGAGUUCUGGUCCAAUGUUGAACGAACUGCCUGCAUCCCUAGCCAACUGGACUUCCUUUCAUUUAAUGAAACACUGGGCAUUACUCUGACUACAGCAGCUGUGUUUGGUGCUGCAGUGACAACAGCUGUGUUUGUGGUGUUUCUUUCCUACCGUCAAACACCUAUGGUGCGAGCCAACAACUCAGAACUGAGCUUCCUGCUUCUUCUGUCACUGAAGCUCUGCUUCCUCUGCUCACUGGUGUUCAUUGGUCGUCCGUCAGUCUGGACUUGUCGGCUCCAGCAGGCAGCAUUUGGGAUCAGCUUUGGUCUUUGUGUUUCCUGCCUCCAAGUUAAAACCAUAGUUGUUCUGGCAGCAUUCCACUCAGCUCAGCCUGGUGCUGAAGCCUUGAUUAGGUGGUUUGGUCCAGGUCAACAGAGGGGAAGUGUCUGUUUUCUUACUUGUAUACAGAUUAUCAUCUGUGUCACGUGGCUGUCUCUUAGUCCCCCUGUGCCUCAACAUGAUAUGGGUUUCAAAGGGUCAAAGGUCACUUUGGAAUGUGCCCUGACCUCCGUGGUGGGCUUCUCACUGGUUCUGGGGUACAUUGGUCUGUUGGCCUGUACCUGCCUCAUACUAGCCUUUCUUGCACGAAAACUCCCUGACAACUUCAAUGAGGCCAAACUGAUCACCUUCAGCAUGCUGAUCUUCUGUGCAGUUUGGGUGGCCUUUGUCCCUGCUUAUGUUAGCUCUCCUGGGAAGUACACUGUUGCCGUAGAGAUUUUUGCAAUCCUGGCCUCUAGCUAUGGUUUACUGUUCUGUAUUUUUGCUCCAAAAUGUUUCAUCAUCCUUCUGAGGCCUGAGAGAAACACUAAGAAACACCUGAUGGCCAGGUAG
This is a messenger RNA of Monopterus albus (swamp eel), 2136 nucleotides long. Its product is annotated as extracellular calcium-sensing receptor-like. The record is from RefSeq and is a predicted model, not a curated record. Gene Ontology annotation, cellular component: plasma membrane. Gene Ontology annotation, biological process: G protein-coupled receptor signaling pathway. Lineage: Eukaryota; Metazoa; Chordata; Actinopteri; Synbranchiformes; Synbranchidae. Gene Ontology annotation, molecular function: G protein-coupled receptor activity.